Molecule: messenger RNA, 2037 nt
Organism: Alternaria arborescens
Lineage: Eukaryota; Fungi; Ascomycota; Dothideomycetes; Pleosporales; Pleosporaceae
Exons: 3
Coding region: 1-2037 (678 amino acids)
Source: RefSeq, a predicted model, not a curated record
AUGCUUGCUGCGGACCUCCUCGACGAAUCGCGUCGUGCGAUCUGUAAUGAUGUGCACCGCCGCAUACAACUUGUCAACACGGCGCCUCAAGUCCCCUCUCGUCGCGCUCUCGCUGGCAUUGCACUUAUUUCUGUGCUGUCGGCUGUUGAGAAGCAGCGUAAGAAGAAGGGAAAAGAUAAAGAAGAACAGUACAAUUUCGACGCGGCCGAAGAUAUGUCUGGUGAAUUGCAGACUAUACCUGCGCGCCAUGGCGUCGCGACAUUUGUGCCCAGAGGCAGGACAAUCAAGGUUAUCAAUACAUAUGGCAAGCAAGUGGUAAGCAUGUGGGCGUUUACCCUGGGCCCACCACCAGAGGAGGGAGGUGAUGAAGAGGGCGAAGGAAAGGAACUGGAUGAUGAACAAGUCAAGAAAGAGGCAGAGCAAAUGAAGAAGGCUGUGGAGGAGGAGGGUGAGAAAGGUGAAGAGGCGGUCAAAGACAAAGAAGGCGAGUCAAACGAACCGGAAGAGCCGAAGAAAGAUGUAGAGAACGAUUCGGAGGAGCAGAAGAAGGAUGCAGGUAGCAGUGGCAAGGAAACUCAAUCUACUGAAGAGGCAGUCGAAAGUCCAAAAGAAGAAGCUGCUGAAGACCCACCCGAACAAGCUCCCGAUACACCCGACAACGAGAAGACAACCGAGAGCACAGCGUCAUCGUCGAAGCAGCCCAAUAAGCGCACUUGGGCGUCAUAUCUCCCUUCGAUCCCAUACCGCAACAAGGGCGGUGCGAACAAGCAGGAAGCAGAGCAGAAGCCUAGCCCUGAGCAAGAGAAGAAACAGAACGAGGAGAAUACCAAGAAGUGGUCGUCAUACCUACCGACUGGAAAGAGUUUCUCUAGUUAUGUGCCGAAUGUCGAAGUACCCGACAAGAACGCCGUCGUGAGCGCGUUCAAGUCGAGCCAUUACCGCGAUCCGAACAAGAGCUAUGCGGAACAGCUCUAUGACUUCUCAAAGACGCCUGUAGGCGCUGGAACCAUCGCUGCUGCGACAGGCUCAGGCUACGCAUCCUCGGCCUACGCUGUAUACUCCGCAUACGCCUCGACACAUCCCUCCAACUCUUCGCAACCUCCAAUGGAGUACCUCUCCCUUCCCCACACGCGCGCUUCCUCGCACAAACUCGUGCCAGAAGUCGAUGACGAGCUCCUGACCAACCUGCGCAACCCGAUCGUCACCCUUAUUGAAGACACAUCGCCCGGUGGACAUGACACACUGACGGCGGCGUGUGACGCGAACCAGUACGCUUCAUUAGGCGUUGAUAAGCCGGCAGAACAUGGUAGCUGUGCCGAGAACCUCGUCCUCGCGCUUAAGGAGAUCAACGAGACGGCAGGACUCAAGGGUCCAAAAGCAGUUGGCGCAGACAUCUCAGUCAAUAUCGCGCCCACGCCUCUUCAUCUUUUCAUGAAUGCGCCUCUACAAUCCGAGGGUAGUGACCAAACCGACGGUGCGGGCACAAAGGGCGUGACGCUUAGAGUCGAUGAGCCCAAAGGCAAAAAGCGAUGCUUCGUCCGCUUCCGUGCCGAGCGGGAUGUAGUCAUUGUAUUCAGUGCUUGCCCUAUGGAUGUAGGAAAGCAGAAUGGCGGACGGUGCAUGGCAGCCAACUUCAUGGUCGAAGACGUACAAGAAGGCGAGGACCUCGCCUCAUCUAUUGCAUCUGGCAAAGCGAAGAAAGCACCGAAGAAACUGAACGAGAAGGAAAAGGCGAACAAGACGAAGCAAGAACCUAAAAAAGCGGAUCAAGAAGACAAGAAAGACGACUCAACAGAGACGAAGGAAGCACCAAAGAAGCCUGAGCUGAAGAAGACUGAGUCGGCGAAACAAACACCCAAAAAGGAUGAAGAUCCAGCAGACAAGAAACCAGCGUCUAGCCAACAAGAAUCAUCUGCACCACAGAAGGAAGAGAAGCCAAGCGGCUCGACGACGUCUGAAGAGCCGAAGCCGAAGAAGAAGCCUAAGAAGCUUCAGGUGCGUAGCCAAGGUGCUUCCACGCCAGCACAGUCCUCGUGA